Molecule: messenger RNA, 1455 nt
Organism: Geodia barretti
Lineage: Eukaryota; Metazoa; Porifera; Demospongiae; Tetractinellida; Geodiidae
Source: the annotation of a GenBank genome assembly
AUGGCAACAAUCUUGGUUGACCCACGCAGGCAGAUUGACGCAAUUCAUCCGAACAUCUAUGGAAAUUUCAUCGAACACCUGCGGCGUUGUAUUUACGGCGGUAUCUAUGAAGAAGGCUCGCCGUUGUCGGACGAGAGGGGCUUUCGGCGGGAUGUGCUUGCAGCUAUCAAGUCGUUAAAGGUGCCAAACAUCCGUUGGCCCGGUGGGAACUUUGUCUCAGCGUAUCACUGGAUGGAUGGUAUCGGUCCGAAGGAUGAACGUCCACGCAAAAUGGAGUUGGCGUGGAAUACGGUCGAAUCGAACCGUUUUGGGACAGAUGAGUUUAUCCAAUUUUGCCGUGAAGUCGGGACAGAACCCUAUAUCUGCGUCAACAUGGGAAACGGCACAAUGGACGAGGCACAGCAUUGGGUGGAAUACUGCAAUGGGGUGGAGGACACCUACUAUGCCAACCUCCGUCGGAAAAACGGUCACGACGAACCGUAUGAUGUGAAAUAUUGGGCACUGGGCAACGAGGUUUCAGGACACUGGAAGAUUGGACACAAGCCAGCGGAGGAAUAUGCUGCCCUUGCGUACGAAUACGCAAAAGUGAUGAAACUGGUUGAUAAAAAUAUCGAACUGGCUGCCUGCGGUUCAUUCGAGCAAAAUGCCUCCGAUAUGAAAUGGAAUCAGGUGGUGGUCGAAAAACUGGCGGACAUCGCUGAUUACCUCGCUAUCCACAUGUACGUUGGCGAUUGGUAUGGUGGUUAUUACGAGUACAUGGCCGCAUCUGAGCAUAUUGAGAAAUUCAUCCGCGCCGCUCGUGGGAUCAUCGAUGUUGGGGUAUAUUAUUCCGAAAGUGGAAAGAAACUUAAAAUCGCUUUCGAUGAAUGGAAUGUGAUGUACAGCCACGAUCCUGAGCAUCCGCGACAUGAACGAUAUACAUUGCAGGAUGCCCUAGCGGUCGGGAUGUUCCUCAACGCGUUCCUCCGUCAUGCGGACGCUAUCAAGUUAGCGAAUAUGGCGCAGUUGGUCAAUGUCAUUGCACCGAUCCACACAAACACAGAAGGGCUGUUUUUGCAGACAAUCUUCUGGCCCCUGCAACUGCACACCCUCGAAAAUGGAACGAUUGCCCUCGAUGCACACUGGGAUUCGGACUGUUUUGAAACGGAACAACACGGCAAAGUUCCAUACCUUGAUGCCUCUGCGAGCUAUCAGCCAGAUCUCGGACGCAUCUCGAUUAACCUGAUUAACAGGCAUCGGACGGAUGCGCUGCCGGUCGUAAUCGAAAAUCAACAUGGGAAUCUCAAGAGCGAUGGCACCCUGUUUGAAAUUACCGGCGAAGAUCCAAUCGUGAUGAACGGCUUUGGUGAAGAAAAUGUAAAAUUGGUGAAACGGGAAUUGGAGUGCCCAUCUAAUCCGUUCACAGUUACAUUGCCGCCGCACUCAAUCUCAAUGGUGCAGAUAUACCUUGGGUGA